UAUAAAACUAUUCUGGUAAGCUGUGAUAUUAGGUCAGAAGAAGUGAUCACUUUCAAAGAUGUUCUCACUCAGUAGCAGUGCCAGGAAGGUGUAGGGUUUCACAGGCAAGCGGAGGAGGGACGUACACAGCUGGUUUAGACUCUGGAGACUUCUGCAGUUUUGUUGUUGCUGGUUGAUGAACUUUCUUCAGGUGUUGCUGUCCUCUAUCCAUUGAUGCGCAAAACACUGUGUUGUAACCUACCUACUUUUAUCCCAUUUUUUGAGUAAGAGUUGUAGGAGAAAGACUGGAAGACAUGUGGCGGUUGUUUCUAAUUUCUUCUGUCUUCUUCCUGCCCAGUGCGUGGGGCCAGAGCAGCAGCAAGUUAGAUGUGGUGGUGGAGGCCCGUAAUAUCACCCUCCCAGCCGGGACCCAGGCCGUGCUGCCCUGCCACAGCUCCCGCAUGAUAUGGACCCGGGACCGGCUGAAGGAUCGCCAGAGGGUGGUCCACUGGGACCUGUUCCGGAGCACACCAGAGUACUCUGUGGAAAGGAUACUGGACAUGUCUGCUGGCGUCAAAGAGAGAGUCUACAAUGGGUUCAACAAGGGCCGCAUAACCAUCCCCAAAACCGCCUUCACUGACGGGAACUUCUCCCUCGUCAUCAACAAUGUAGGAACAGCUGAUCGAGGUGUUUAUAGUUGUAAUCUGCAUCACCACUACUGCCAGCUUCACCAGUCCAUCAAGAUACAGCUCAACACCACCAAGUCAGUCCGUAAGGAGAAGCGUUACUGGGACGGGGACAAGACAGUGUUUGUGGUGUUGCUGGGCAGCUCUGUGGUGUUGCCUUGUGUGAACAGGCGGCCCCUGUGGAUGGAGGGCCAGCAGGAGGACCAGCAGCAGGUAGCCCACUGGGACUGGCAGCCACCUGGGGUGAGACCUGAUGGAGCUGACCGCAUGGUGGACCUUUACGCCUCUGGAGAGCGCCGGCAGUAUGGACCACUCUUCCCUGUGGACAAGAUGAGUGUCUCUGAGGAUGCCUUCUCUGUAGGGGAUUUCUCUCUGACCAUCUCUAAUCUCCAGCCUGUCGACAAGGGCCUGUACUCCUGUCACCUGCACCACCACUACUGCGGCCUGCACGAGAGACGCAUCUUCAGGCUCAUGGUGGGGCCUUCACUGCCCCCACCUCCUCCGGUCCUCACUGCUGCCCCUGUUGCCCCUGCUGUCCCGACUGUCCUUGCUAUCCCCCACAGACUCCCCAAUGAUGACCCAAGCCCUGAGGUGGUUGAACUUGAGAGACCACGGGUAGUCAAUGUCAUCCUCCCUGAGCACCCAGGGCACUUCUUCCAGCAGAUGGGCUACUUCCUGGCUACCUUCCUCCUCCUAGCCUUCAUCAUAACAAUCGUCAUUGUGCUUACCCGACGACGCAGAAAGAGAGGGCUGGAGUACGACCUGCGCAGAUCCGAACGGAGUCAUGUGACUGGCUACGAUGACAUCGCAUUGGAUGCCACAGAGCUGAAAGUCUGCACCCAGGAAUACCUGAAUUCAGACUACAAAAACAACCUACUGAAAGAGAGAGAUAUGUCUAAAGGCUGCAAUAAAGAAAUGGAUGGAAAGUUGUGGAUAUGAGACAGAGAGAGCUGAUAUGCCGCUGGCGGCUCCAGAGCAGACAUACAUGACUAGGAAGAGGAAAUAAGGGAUUAGAAUGGUGGAAUCCAAAAAGGACAGGAAAGGACUCUGUCUCUUUUUAUAGACACCCCUUACCAAACACUCUUACCAAAACAUUUCUGUUGCUGCGCCAGUUUUUAAUAUUUUAUUUUAUAUUUUCAUACUUGUGUAUUCUGUAUUCUGAUCUGAUGUUAUUUCAAUAUGGCUAAACAUGUCUUAAAUUUUGUAUUGUACUACACAGAUAUUUGAUGUCAAGUAUUUUAUAUUACAAAAAACAACCAGUGGGUGCUAUACAACAUUCGUUGUCUUUUUGUACAUAACAAAAUACUUUCUAUCAGUAUAUGACUUCAUUUUCAGAAAGCAUGUUGUCUUUAAAUGUAUGUGGGAAAACUGUCAUGUUCUGAUUUCAGAGCUCAGCCAGCUCAGAAUUAGUUGAGAAUGUUUAUUAAAAUAUUUGCACAAACCUGUAAUUUACUAGUAAUAUACUAGUAACAUUCAUUCUGUCUGUAAAGGGUUUGUAAAGGGUCAUAAGUAUUUUAUAGCUAUGCUGUUAAUUAUUAGUUCAUAACUUGCUUAGAAAUCUGUAUUAAGCCGUUAUACCUGUUAUAAUGGUAUUCUUACCAAGUUCAUGCGAUUGAUGAUCAUGGACCACAAAGAAAGGCUAUACAUGUAAUAAAACUCAGGAAAUCAAUCCUUAAACAGAA
Messenger RNA from Salvelinus namaycush (lake trout), 2347 nucleotides. RefSeq names its product matrix remodeling-associated protein 8-like. The transcript has 10 exons. The coding region runs from base 294 to 1604 and encodes 436 amino acids. The record is from RefSeq and is a predicted model, not a curated record. Gene Ontology annotation, cellular component: membrane; cell surface. NCBI's taxonomy places the organism in Eukaryota, Metazoa, Chordata, Actinopteri, Salmoniformes, Salmonidae. Gene Ontology annotation, biological process: cell adhesion; establishment of glial blood-brain barrier.